AUGGCUCAAAGAGCAAUCAAAGGGGAAGACGGCAGAGAAGGAAGGAAGAACCAAGAUUUAGGAUAUGUUUUGAAUAAUCAUUCAGACCAGCUAAUCCGAACUGAAUUUCGAAGAUCUCUUGAGGUUUGCUCAUCACUAGUUGCAAUACCAAUUUACACUGACUGGGCUAACCACUACCUAGCAAAAUCUGGCCACAAGCGGCUGAUCAAGGAUUUGCAACAGGACAUUGCAGAUGGAGUUCUGCUAGCAGAAAUCAUCCAGAUCAUUGCCAAUGAAAAGGUUGAAGAUAUCAAUGGCUGUCCCAGGAGCCAAUCUCAAAUGAUUGAGAAUGUUGAUGUCUGCCUUAGCUUUCUGGCAGCCAGAGGAGUAAAUGUUCAAGGUCUUUCUGCUGAAGAAAUAAGGAAUGGAAAUUUGAAAGCCAUUUUAGGACUGUUUUUCAGUUUGUCUCGGUACAAACAGCAGCAGCACCAUCAGCAACAAUACUACCAGUCUUUGGUAGAGUUACAACAGCACGUCUCUCAUUCUUCCCCUCCCGCUGAAAUCAGCCAAUCCAAAACACAGCAAGAUAUGCAGUCCAGUCUGAGAGCCAGAUAUGCAACUCAGUCUAAUCACAGUGGAAUUGCAACCAGUCAAAAAAAGACUUCUAGGCUUCCAGGGCCCUCAAGGGUGCCAGCUGCAGGCAGCAGUACCAAGGUCCAGGGAGCUUCUAAUUUAAAUCGGAGAAGUCAGAGCUUUAACAGCAUUGACAAAAACAAGCCUCCACAAUAUGCAAAUGGCAAUGAAAAAGAUUCACCAAAAGGCCCUCACCCAUCUGCAGGCAUGAAUGGAAAUGUGCAGCAUCCCACCAGCACUGGGCAGCAGCCGGUCUCUGCCAUACCCUCUCCAAGUGCCAGCAAGCCUUGGCGCAGCAAAUCCAUGAAUGUCAAACACAGUGCCACCUCCACCAUGCUGUCCGUGAAGCAGCCUAGUCCCGCCACCUCCCCUACUCCAUCUUCAGACAGGCUCAAGCCACCCCUUUCUGAAGGAGCGAAACCCCCUUCAUCCGGACAGAAAUCCAUGCUGGAAAAGUUCAAGCUGGUUAAUGCUAGGACUGCUUUAAGACCCCCCUUGUCAUCCAGUUCAGGACCCAAUGAGAGUGGAAGAGAGGAUGAUACCUUUUCGGAGUGUGGUGAAAUGGACGGCUUUAGCAGUGGGCUAAAUAGUGGUGGCUCCACCAGUAGCAGUCCUAAAGUGUCGCCUAAGCUAACCCCUCCAAAAGCUGGAAGCAAAAAUCUCAGCAAUAAAAAGUCUUUGCUACAGCCAAAGGACAAAGAGGAAAAGAACAGGGACAAAAAUAAAGUUUGCACUGAGAAAACAGUAAAGGAAGAGAAGGACCAGGUCACUGAAACAUCUACAAAGAAGAGCUCAAAAAUUGCAAGCUUGAUCCCAAAGGGGAGCAAGACUACAGCAGCCAAGAAGGAAAGUUUAAUACCCUCCUCUAGUGGGAUACCAAAACCUGGAUCAAAGGUACCGACAGCAAAGCAGAGUGCUUCAGCUGUGUGUGCAGGAAGUAAAGAGUCUGAAAAAUUCAGGACUACAAAGGGCAACCAGUCUCAAUCGACAACGAAAUCACAAGCUAAUGAGAAAGCCUCCACUUCCUGUAGUCUUGCUUCUUCUGAAGGAAAAGAAUCUAGCCCAGCUCUGACCCCUGGUUCUUCUGCAGCUCUUUCUGUUUCAAUGGCUGCAAGCAGUGGACAAGUCACAGGAAAUGGCAUCGUCCAACUUCCUCAACAACAGCAAUAUAGUCACCCAAACACUGCCACAGUAGCUCCUUUCAUUUAUAGAACACACUCAGAAAAUGACAGUACCUCUUUACCACCUGCUGACUCCUGCACCAGUCCUACUAAAAUGGAUUUAUCAUACAGUAAGACUGCCAAACAGUGCCUAGAGGAGAUAUCUGGAGAAGACCCAGAAACAAGAAGAAUGCGAACAGUAAAGAAUAUAGCAGAUCUGCGACAGAAUUUGGAAGAAACUAUGUCCAGCCUUAGAGGGACCCAGAUAAGCCACAGCACAUUAGAGACAACUUUUGACAGCACUGUGACAACCGAAGUGAAUGGGAGAAGUAUACCAAGCUUGACAAGCCGAUCCACACCAGUGACUUGGAGGCUUGGCCAGGCUAGUCCUCGCCUCCAGGCAGGAGAUGCCCCAUCCUUAGGUAGUGGUUACCCUCGCAGUAGUGCUGGUCGCUUCAUACAUACUGACCCCUCGCGGUUCAUGUAUACCACACCUCUUCGCCGAGCAGCUGUUUCUCGCCUCGGGAAUAUGUCACAGAUUGACAUGAAUGAAAAAGGAAGCAGUGAUCUGGACAUGUCCUCUGAAGUUGAUGUUGGAGGUUACAUGAGUGAUGGGGACAUUCUUGGGAAAAGCCUCAGAACGGAUGACAUCAAUAGUGGGUACAUGACAGAUGGAGGACUCAACCUGUAUACAAGAAGUCUGAACCGAAUACCAGACCUAGCUGCCUCCCGAGACGUAAUCCAGAGAGGGGUGCAUGAUGUGACUGUGGAUGCUGACAGCUGGGAUGACAGCAGCUCAGUUAGUAGUGGCCUCAGCGACACUCUUGAUAACCUCAGCACAGAUGACCUGAAUACGACCUCAUCUGUCAGCUCUUAUUCCAAUAUUACUGCUUCUUCAAGAAAAAACGCUCACACUCAGCUGAAGACUGAUUCAGAGAAACGGUCCGUAACAGACAGUGAAAACUGGGGCAGCACUGAAGAACUGAAGAAGCCAGAGGAGGACUUUGACAGCAACGUAGACAGCAGUGGGAAAUGGAAGGGCCUUCCCUCGGGGCUGUCUGAAGACUCAGAGAAGGGAGGUCAGAAAGCAUCUCUGUCUGUUUCACAGACUGGAUCCUGGAGGAGAGGCAUGACAGCACAAGUCGGAACGACCUCAUCCAGACACAAAGCUGGGACAAGUGCUCUCAAGACACCUGGAAAAACAGAUGAUGCGAAGGCUUCUGAAAAAGUGAAAACUCCCCUCAAAGGCACCUCUAUACAGCGCUCUCCAUCAGACGCAGGAAAAAGCAGUGGCGAUGAAGGAAAAAAGCCUCCCUCUGGCAUUGGACGAUCAACAGCUACUGGCUCCUUUGGAUUCAAGAAGGCUGGGGUGGGAUCUUCGACUAUAAUCACCACAAGUGGGGCAACCAUAACAAGUGGGUCGGCGACACUGGGGAAGAUGCCCAAAUCCUCAGCCAUUGGUGGCAAGUCAAAUGCAGGGAGGAAAACUAGCUUAGAUGGGUCACAGAAUCAGGAUGACGGUGUAUUACAUGUUAACUCAAAGACCACACUGCAGUAUCGGAGUUUGCCACGCCCUUCAAAAUCGAGCACCAGCGGUAUUCCCGGAAGAGGUGGACACAGGUCCAGCACCAGCAGCAUCGACUCUAAUGUCAGCAGCAAGUCUGCAGGUGCUGCCACCACCAAACUGAGAGAGCCCACGAAGAUUGGCUCAGGGCGCUCCAGUCCCGUCACCAUCAAUCAGACAGACAAGGAAAAAGAGAAAGUGGCGGUGUCUGAUUCCGAGAGUGUUUCAUUGUCCAGUUCCCCCAAAUCCAGCCCAACCUCCGCCAGUGCCUGUGGGACACCAGGUCUCAGGCAGCCAGGAUCCAAAUACCCAGACAUUGCCUCGCCCACAUUCCGAAGGUUGUUUGGUGCCAAGGCUGGUGGCAAAGCUGCCUCUGCACCCAAUACUGAAAGUGUGAAACCCACAUCAGCAAUGCCCAGCCCUAGUACCACAUUAGCACGGCAAGGAAGCCUAGAAUCUCCAUCUUCGGGUACAGGCAGCAUGGGCAGUGCAGGUGGGCAAAGUGGUAGCAGCAGCCCCCUCUUCAGUAAACCCUCGGAAUUAAAUACAGAUGUUGUAAGCUUAAGUCACUCCUUGGCUUCCAGUCCAGCAUCUGUUCACUCUUUCACAUCAGGUGGUCUCGUGUGGGCUGCAAACCUGAGCAGCUCCUCAGCUGGCAGUAAGGACACACCAAGUUACCAGUCAAUGACUAGCCUGCACACGAGCUCUGAAUCUAUUGAUCUCCCUCUGAGCCAUCAUGGCUCUCUCUCUGGAUUGACGACAGGCACUCAGGAGGUUCAGAGCAUGCUCAUGAGGACUGGAAGCGUCAGAUCUACACUAUCGGAAAGCAUGCAGCUUGACAGAAAUACACUACCCAAAAAGGGACUAAGAUAUACCCCAUCAUCUCGGCAGACCAGCCAGGAGGAGGGCAAAGAGUGGCUGCGCUCCCAUUCCACUGGAGGUCUGCAGGACACUGGCAGUCAGUCCCCUAUCGUUUCGCCUUCAGCUAUGUCUUCCUCUGCAACUGGGAAAUAUCACUUUUCCAACUUGGUGAGUCCAACCAACCUGUCCCAGUUUAACCUUCCUGGACCCAGUAUGAUGCGUUCAAACAGCAUCCCUGCACAAGACUCUUCUUUUGACCUGUAUGAUGACUCCCAGCUGUGUGGCAGUGCCACAUCCUUAGAAGAGAGACCACGAGCAAUCAGUCAUUCAGGCUCAUUCAGAGACAGCAUGGAAGAAGUACAUGGGUCCUCAUUAUCACUGGUCUCCAGCACCUCCUCUCUCUAUUCUACAGCAGAAGAAAAGGCACAUUCAGAGCAAAUUCAUAAACUCCGAAGGGAACUGGUUGCAUCACAGGAAAAAGUUGCCACCCUCACAUCCCAGCUUUCAGCAAAUGCUCAUCUAGUAGCAGCUUUUGAAAAGAGCUUAGGAAAUAUGACUGGCCGACUGCAGAGCCUAACAAUGACAGCUGAACAAAAGGAAUCUGAGCUUAUAGAACUAAGAGAAACCAUUGAAAUGCUGAAAGCCCAGAAUUCUGCUGCGCAGGCUGCUAUUCAGGGAGCUUUGAAUGGCCCUGAUCAUGCCCACAAAGAUUUGCGUAUAAGACGACAACAUUCCUCAGAAAGUGUUUCCAGCAUCAACAGUGCCACAAGCCAUUCAAGCAUUGGCAGCGGUAAUGAUGCUGACUCCAAGAAAAAGAAAAAGAAAAACUGGGUGAACUCUAGAGGAAGUGAGCUAAGAAGCUCAUUCAAACAGGCCUUUGGAAAGAAAAAGUCCACCAAGCCUCCUUCCUCACAUUCCGACAUAGAGGAACUCACCGAUUCAUCUCUUCCAUCAUCACCCAAAUUGCCCCACAACUCAGGGGACUGUGGGACAUUGUUAAUGAAACCAUCACAGUCAGCAUCUGCGUCAUCUCUAAUCUGGGCACCAAAGAAAAGGCAAAAUGGUCAUGUGACCUACAAGCAUAGAUCCCGGAUAUGUGAGUGCACAGAGGCAGAGGCUGAAAUUAUUCUACAGCUAAAGAGUGAGCUGAGGGAAAAAGAGCUAAAGUUAACAGACAUUCGUCUCGAGGCCCUCAGCUCGGCACACCAUCUUGAUCAGAUUCGUGAAGCCAUGAACCGCAUGCAGAAUGAAAUUGAGAUACUGAAAGCUGAAAAUGAUCGCUUAAAGGCAGAGACUGGAAACACCGGAAAGCCGGCUCGACCAUCUUCUGAGUCUUCAAGCAGCACAUCCUCCUCUUCAUCACGGCAAUCAUUAGGGCUUUCUCUGAACAACUUGAAUAUCACAGACUCUGUUACGUCAGAUAUUUUACUGGAUGAUGUCACAGAUGGAGCCCUCCCCAAAGAAGGCCACAGUGUUAAAAUUAUAGUCACCAUAAGCAAGGGCUAUGGUCGAUCCAAGGAUCAAAAGACGCAGGCAUAUUUGAUAGGAUCCAUUGGGGUUAGUGGGAAAACCAAAUGGGACGUUUUAGAUGGAGUAAUUAGACGUCUCUUUAAGGAAUAUAUCUUCCGAGUGGAUCCAGCUACUAGCCUGGGUUUAAGCUCCGAUUGUAUUGCUAGCUACUGUAUAGGGGAUUUAAUCAGAGCCCAUAGCCUGGAAGUGCCUGAACUGCUGCCUUGUGGAUAUCUGGUUGGAGAUAAUAACAUCAUCACCGUGAACCUGAAAGGAGUGGAAGAAAACAGUUUGGACAGUUUUGUGUUUGAUACACUAAUUCCUAAGCCAAUUACCCAACGGUACUUUAAUUUGCUGAUGGAGCAUCACAGAAUCAUCCUGUCAGGACCCAGUGGCACUGGAAAGACCUAUUUAGCCAACAGACUGGCUGAAUACAUAAUAACUAAAUUGGGCAGGAAAAAAACUGAGGAUGCAAUUGCUACUUUUAAUGUAGAUCACAAAUCAAGCAAGGAUCUGCGUCAAUACCUAGCUAACCUGGCUGAGCAGUGCAGUGCUGACAAUAGUGGUGCUGAUCUCCCUGUAGUAAUAAUUCUUGAUAACCUCCACCAUAUUGGUUCUUUGAGUGAUAUCUUCAAUGGUUUCCUCAAUUGUAAAUAUAAUACAUGUCCCUAUAUUAUUGGAACAAUGAACCAAGGGGUUACUUCAUCACCAAAUCUAGAGCUGCAUCACAAUUUCAGGUGGGUGCUAUGUGCUAAUCACACGGAACCUGUAAAAGGUUUCCUGGGCAGGUAUCUGAGAAGGAAACUGAUUGAGACAGAAAUAGAAAGGAACAUGCGCAAUAAUGACCUCAUCAAGAUUAUUGACUGGAUCCCUAAGACAUGGCAUCAUCUCAACAGCUUUUUAGAAACGCACAGCUCCUCAGAUGUGACCAUUGGUCCUCGCCUUUUCCUCCCCUGCCCCAUGGAUGUUGAUGGCUCCAGAGUGUGGUUCACAGACCUUUGGAACUAUUCUUUGGUGCCAUAUCUUCUGGAGGCCGUGAGAGAGGGACUUCAGAUGUAUGGUAAAAGAGCGCCAUGGGAGGAUCCCUCAAAGUGGGUAGCAGAUACUUACCCAUGGAGCUCCGCACCUGUGCAGCAUGAAUGGCCAUCAUUACUUCAGUUAAGACCAGAAGACAUUGGGUUUGAGGGUUACGCAUCUGCACAAGAAGGAACCACCUCCAAGCACAUUCCACAAAGCGACACUGAAGGGGAUCCCUUGAUGAAUAUGCUAAUGAGGCUCCAAGAAGCAGCCAAUUACUCGAGUGCACAAAGCUGUGACAGUGAUAGCACCAGCCACCAUGAUGACAUUUUGGAUUCCUCUCUUGAAUCAACUCUCUAGAGGGGACAAACCUGGGUAGAGGAUUAUAGUAAAAUCUAUUGCCACUAACUACUGCCAGGAUUAAAGCAGCACACUGAGGUCCCUGAACAAGAGCGGCGUGUUGUAGGUAGGCAGGAGGCUUAACUCUGCAAAGUCAGGAAUUAAAAUUGAAGUGGAAAGCUUGAAUUUGUUUAAUUUCAAGGCAUUUCAAUAUGAGUGGAGCCGAGUAAGACUCCAUUAAUCAACUGGAAAGGGCCCUAAAUGGAGGGCAACUAAGCAGAUUGCACAUGUGUUAGCCAAACUGGAACCUUUUUUUGUUUUUCCUCUCUCUCUCUCUCUCUCUCUCUCUAACUCUCUCUCUAAAAGUUUACAGUACAAACUUUUUGUUUUUUUCCUUUACUUUUCUCUGAGGUGCUGCAUUAGCAAUGCAGUCUUCUGCUCCUCUUCUAACCUCUGUUGUGCCACAUGGUGCUGGUCACAGGACUACAGUAGUGUUUGUCGUACACUACUGCCCAUUCCAAAAUGAAUCAAAGAUGAUGAUAGUAACUCAAUAAGCACAAACAGUAUUGUGCUAUCACCAGAAAACACUACUGUGAUAUGCUGGAUAAGUGCCAAUUUAAUUCUUAAUUGCCAUGGUCACAGUGACACUCUCCAUGAAGUUUUUAGUGUACAAGUCACCGAUUUUAUAAAGUUGUUUUUACCACAAAGGUCUUUUUUAACCACCUACCCACUCCUUUACAGUUUUAUACCAAUUAUUAACCAACACUGACUAAAGGCUUUUUAGGGCUUCAUUUGUUUGAGCCUUUUCAGUGGAAGAAGGAACAUUUCCUAUGGUGCUGUUUCACUGCCUUAAAACAGAUUUCUAGAACAGUUUUACGGUUGGUUUAAUUCCUAAACCAUUGGUAAUUUACACUGUUUUGUUUUCAUUUAUUACCGAAAUAACGUCAGUUAACACAGUAGCCUCAUAUCUGUAUAUCAUGAUUUUUUAAGAAAUGGAUAGGAGAAAGAACAGUUGCUAUAUAGUAUUUUUAUCUUGUGAAUAGAUUGCUCUGCCUACCCUCAGAAAUAUACAAGAAACCUAGAACCCACUUCCACUAUCACCUAAAAGCUGAAAAAGCUGACCCAGAACCAUUCAGUCCUGUGGAAUGGAGUUUUUGAAGGAUAGAUGUUUCGAAUUCUUAUCCAGCAGAGCUGGAUGCACUUGAUGCAGCAUGAGCACAAAUAUUUGUUUAUUUUUUUUUCUUUUUCUAAUUUUAAGCAUGUUGUUUUGAUUGAUAUUGUUGUACAUGAAAAAAAAACAGCAUUAAAGAACACUGAAGCAGUGAUGUCCACUGUGGAAGAGGAAGAGUUUAUACUGUAAAAGUGGGUUGGUUUUGCACAGUCUACUGGGUGGGUAUUGUAAAUAUAAAAAGCCUUGCACAAAUCAAAACAAACAAACAAGAAAUUGUAUUUUAUCCUGUUGGUGUUAAGAGAUGUUAUACUUGCUGAGAUUUCCUCAAUGUUGCAAACAAAUACAGAAUGCAAACCUUAAAAACUGUUUUUAACCUCGUGUGUUUGUCCUGUAUUUACAGUUGUUAUGACUAUGCAGGAGCUAUCAAUGCUAGAGUGAGCAUGUUUCAAUUUGUAUAUUAAGCCAAUACAUUUCUGGGGGCAAAAAAUGAAAUUUUAAGUGCAUCUGUCAUGGCAGGCUACAAACAGAUUGCAUGAAAACUGAUCAGAAUAAUUGGAAAUGCUAUUGCCACAAGAGACAACUGGAUAAAAUAAUUAAAAAAAAUAAUAAUCCAAGGGCUAUGGCAUUGUGUAUAUGUACUGUACACUUAAAUGGAUGUUACCUUCAGGAUGUUGUAAUUGGUGCUACUAACUCUUUGUGGCCACCCUGUGGUCAUUUGCUUUAAAACAAAGACAAAGAAAUCAAUGCAGUUUCCAAUGGCACUGAGCUGCAUCAGUGAAUCUAGCGGUCCGUACACGGUGCUAUUGCCCUAGUACAAACUCUAAUUGAUUUUAUGCAUGUAGAAUGUAGUCAGACUGACGUGGAGCCCCAAAACUUAGAUCAGUUUCUAUUGUAAAACAUCAGCACAUGUAUCUGACAGCUGAUCAAAAAAACCAGCUGAUCUUUGUUACAUAUGUGUUCUGAACAAAUUUGCAAAUCUUUUCCUGCCAUUUUAGAUACAAACACACACAAUAUUACCAUAUACAAAACUUCCUGCAAUACAUCUCAGUGAGUCCACCUAGUUUACAACUUAAAAAUUGUUUGUGAAACAUUUGUCUGUAUACAUUUUAUAUUUUGUACAUUUUUUGAUGUAACAUAUCAUGUAAAUAGACAGAAACAGUGAAAUAAAUCAUCUGAGAAGUUUUGUAGUCUUUGUAAAGCUCUAAUAAUAAGUAUUUGGUGUCAUCGGACUUAACUGGAUGAUGUAUUUUUAUUGGUUUAUUGUUCCUCUAGCUUGUAAACCAGCUUGCAUAUAUUUUUUUGCAGGUGUGCACACUGUAUCUGUCUAAAUUAUUACUUUGACAUUAAAGUGGAAUUAUUUAUUGAAA
Molecule: messenger RNA, 9600 nt
Organism: Terrapene triunguis (Three-toed box turtle)
Lineage: Eukaryota; Metazoa; Chordata; Testudines; Emydidae
Gene: NAV3
Product: neuron navigator 3
Exons: 40
Coding region: 1-7083 (2360 amino acids)
Biological process (GO): nervous system development; neurogenesis
Molecular function (GO): protein binding; ATP hydrolysis activity; ATP binding
Source: RefSeq, a predicted model, not a curated record